Hemisphaericaspora subhashii is the source of this 1026-nucleotide messenger RNA. RefSeq lists its product as uncharacterized. The record is from RefSeq and is a predicted model, not a curated record. NCBI's taxonomy places the organism in Eukaryota, Fungi, Ascomycota, Pichiomycetes, Serinales, Debaryomycetaceae. The transcript has a single exon. Gene Ontology annotation, biological process: retrograde vesicle-mediated transport, Golgi to endoplasmic reticulum. Gene Ontology annotation, cellular component: membrane; Golgi apparatus. The coding region runs from base 1 to 1026 and encodes 341 amino acids.
AUGGCAUUCUUAAGAGGACACAGUUUGGCCAAGUCAACUAAAAUUUUACUUGGAUUAUUAGUUACAAUAUCAGGACUUAUACUUGUAUUAAGAUAUCGAGAAUUUAGAUUAAAUGAUGAAGUUAAUUUUUAUGAAAUACAAAUUCCAUUCUUACAAUUAAUUCCUCGUUCUACUAUAUAUAAUCCAUGGGUAUUAGUAACAGCUAUAUUUGCCGAGAUUUCAAUUAUUUCAUUUAUAUUAUCAUUUGGUAUUUUAUUUAUUUCAAGUAAAUUUGUUGAAAGAUUUUGGGGAUAUUUAGAAGUAAUUAAAUUUGUAGGGAUUGUUGGAAGUAUUUCAAAUUUGAUUACUGUUGUUGUUGCAAUUAUUUCUAAUAUUAUGAGAGAAGAUGUUGCUAGUAUGAAUAAACCUUUAGGUGGAGGUAUUUCCUAUUAUUUUGGAUUUUUGGUUGUAUUUAAACAAUUAAUUCCAGAACAUAAUAUUGUAUUAUUUCAAGGUUUGAUAAAUUUCAGAGUUAAACAUGUUCCAUUUGCUAUGUUAGUAUUGGUCAGUUUAUGGUCAUCGUUUGUUAGUAGAUCAUUAUAUCCUGCUGUUCCAUCAAUUAGUAGUUUCUUUGUCUCGUAUUUUUAUUUACGAUUUUUCCAACAAUUCCUUGCUCAACCAAUAUUACCAGUAACAACAACAACAGGGUCUCCAAGUACUAAUGAUACUGCCAAUAGCUCAAUAAUAACAGGUGAUGCAUCUGAUACUUUCCAAUUAAGUGAAUUCUUCCCAUCAGCAAUUAAACCAUAUUUGGCACGUGUUUUUGAUAGUAUUUAUGAAGUAAGUGUAUUACUUGGAUUAGUAACCCCUUUCAAUGAUGAAAUGGUUGAACAAUGUAAUUUAAGAGCACAAAAGAGUCAAGAACAAGCAAGUAAACAACAAAAGACAGUUUCUGCUUCUGUAGCUGAAAGAAGAAGACAAGUUGCUUUGCAAGUGAUUGAAGAUAGAAUUAGUAAAGAAACUGCAACUGGUGGAAGUACUGCUUAG